AGGCAGCUUCUACUCAAACACACCUAGCUAGAAAAAGAAUUGAACAAUCUGAAUAAAUGGAGAGGAAGACAUUUGGGCUCUUCUUUUUGCUUCUCAUCAUUGUAUUGGCUUCGCAUGUAGAAAAUGGAGGCGUGGAAGGAAGGGUGUGCAUAUCGCAGAGCCACCACUACAAGGGUCCAUGCUUAAGGGAUCACAACUGCGCUAUGGUUUGCCGAACUGAAGGCUUUUCCGGCGGAGACUGCGUUGGAUUCCGCCGCCGCUGCUUCUGCACCAGGGGUUGCUAAUGCUAAUGCUGCAUGCAUUAUAUUAUUGCAUCUUUACUUUAAUCUGGCCUGGUCUGGCCAUGAAUAAAUAAUAAAUUAAAUUUUGAUGGCCGGCC
Messenger RNA from Ipomoea triloba (trilobed morning glory), 379 nucleotides. Its product is annotated as defensin-like protein 1. The transcript has 2 exons. The coding region runs from base 57 to 284 and encodes 75 amino acids. NCBI's taxonomy places the organism in Eukaryota, Viridiplantae, Streptophyta, Magnoliopsida, Solanales, Convolvulaceae. Gene Ontology annotation, biological process: defense response. The record is from RefSeq and is a predicted model, not a curated record.